AUGUCUCUUGAAAAGUUAAAAACUGAGCGCAAAAACAGCAAAUCUGGUCUAACGAGAGCCAUAAAUUGGUUAAGUAUUAAUCAAGAUACAAUCACUGAUAUUAGUCAAGUUCAAAUUCGUCAAGAAGGUUUAAAAAAACAUUUUGAUAGAUAUAAUGUGGCUCAAGACCAAAUUGAGGGUUUUCCUCAGGCUUCUUCUACCGAGGAAGAUGCUGAUAAGGAAAAUAGGCUAGAAACUGAAAAUAAAUUCUAUGAUACUCUUGCUCAAUAUGAAAAUUGUAUUAAAAAAUUGUCUGUUUCAACUCUACAAAACGUAAACUUACCCCAGGAUACCUCACAUAGAAUUGCAGGUGUAAAAUUACCCGAUAUUACCAUAGCGCCCUUUAAUGUAUUAGAUAAAAUAACCCAUCAACUUCCCCAAGUUUCGAUCCAGGUUGAUAAGUUAAAAAUACCUAGUGAUAUUUUUGAAAAACUCGCAGACCCUGGAUUUUUCACUCCAUCUGAUAUAGACAUACUGGUUGGUGCUGACGUUUAUUAUUCUCUCUUGUCCAGGGGUAUUUUUGAGUUAGGUACUAAUUAUCCUACUCUACUGAACACGCACUUAGGUUGGAUAGUAGCCGGUAAUGUACCACUACACUGUUCAGCGCUUCAUUUACGUUCAGAGUUACAACUCUCACGUUGUAACUUUUCUCAAGAAAUCCAUUCUCCUUCAAACUUAGAUUUAGACAACAGUCUGUGUAAAUUUUGGAAUACUGAAAAAAUUUUUGAAGAUAUUCCCCUUGCACCUGAAGAUGAACAAGCAGAAGAAAUAUUUGUUUUAAAGACCCAAGUACUAAAAAGUGGCUCCUAUCAAGUUGAUAUUCCCCUCAAGUCGCCAGUUGAGCAUCUUAAGUUGGGUGACUCAUACACUAUUGCCGAAAAACGAUUUUUCCUUCUUGAAAAGCGGUUUCAAAAGGACCCUUCUUUGUUUUCUCGUUAUAAGCAAUUUAUAGAUGAAUAUGUCUCUCUUGGACAUGCGCAAUACAUCCCUCUCACUCUCAUUACUCCAAAAUCUGAAAACAAAUAUUUUAUUCCUCAUUUAUGUGUCAUUCGUGAGUCUAGCGCGACCACGAAGCUUCGAGUCGUCUUUGACGCUUCCUCUAAGAGUUCAACAGGAUAUUCUUUGAAUGACGUAACACUCAAAGGUUUUACAGUUCAGCCUGAACUGUAUGACAUCUUAUGCCGUUUCAGAACCUUUAGAUAUGUCUUAACCACUGACAUUGAAAAAAUGUACCGUCAGGUGUCAAUAAACCCUGAACACAGAUUUCUACAAAAUAUUUUAUGGAGAGAUAACCCCAAAAAUCCAUUAAGUUGCAUAGAGCUCUCAACGGUAACUUAUGGAACCAAUUUUGCACCUUUUGUUUGCACUCGCGUGUUAAAUGAAAUUGCUCAAAUCAAUUCACAAAAGUUUCCCUUAGCCUCUGAAGCAAUUAUGACUCAAUGUUUCAUGGACGACGUUUUGGCCGGUUGUGACAAGUACUGUGAAUUGCAGACCCUUUAUGAUGAACUCACUGAAAUGCUUAAAAUAUCUGGUUUUAAUUUGCACAAAUGGUGCUCAAAUUCACAGAAAUUUUUGAGUCAGGUCUCUGAAAAAGUUACUCACGAGUACAACAUGAACUUUGAUGACACUCCUAAUAAAGUAUUAGGUUUGAAAUGGAAUCCAGUUGAGGAUGUACUUUGUAUCUCUACGCCCCAAGUCCCUCAGACAGAUCUCUUAACAAAAAGAAUGGUUUUAUCGACUAUUGCCCAAUGUUUUGAUCCAUUGGGGUUAGUAAAUCCUGUUAUUGUUCAAGGAAAAAUUUUGAUGCAAAUUCUUUGGUGUAAAAAGUUGCAUUGGGACACAAUUAUCACAGAUGAAACUAUCAUAUCAAAAUGGAAUGAUUUUAUUAAACACAUAUCUCUUCUUCAAGGUUUAAAAAUUUCUCGGAAUUUAUUUCUCAAUAAAACUAUCAAAAAUGUUGAAUACCACGGUUUUGCAGAUGCCAGCUUAGCUGCUUAUGGAGCAUGCAUAUACCUUCGCGUUAUUUACUCAGACAACACGGUCACAUCUAAGCUUACUCAGAGAAUAGUAAAGAGUUUUGAGAAGAAUCUUAAAUCAAAAAUUACCUCUAUAAAUCUAUGGUCUGACUCGCAAAUAGCUCUCGCUUGGUGUAAAAGUCACCCUAGUAGGUGGACUGUGUUUGUAGCUCAUCGAGUAUCCCUAGUUCAGGAUCUUACUUCUGAUUGUGUGUGGCGAUACAUUAAAUCGUCCGAGAAUCCAGCAGAUAUGUUAUCUAGAGGACUAUUUUCUCAAGACAUUUUAAAAUCUGGAUUUUGGUUUCACGGGCCAAAGUUCUUAAAUUCGAUGGAUUUAAAUUUAAAAGCCUUUGACAUUCCCUCCAAAGAAACUAAUCUUCCAGAAGAACGAAAGGUUAAUUUACACGUAGUAGAAACCUUUUCGUCUCGACAAAGUGAAUUCUGGCAUGAUUUGUUUUUAAAGUUUUCUAGUUUUUCUAAGCUUCAACGAGUAAUCGCAUACAUUUUGCGUUUUAUUCAUAACUCCAAAAAUAAAUUAAGUAGAUCUGAUGGCGCUCUGACAGUCACAGAACUUAGUUCAGUUCUUCAACUAAUAGUUCAGAUACUUCAGAAAAAAUAUUUUUCUAAAGAAAUCUGUGAGCUUAAAAGUAAUAAGCCUCUCUCUAACAAGAACUUAAUUUCCCUAAAACCCUUUGUGGACUCUUUUGGCAUUCUAAGAGUUGGUGGUAGGUUGGAUUAUGCUGAAGUCUCUUACGAUCAAAAACAUCCAAUCCUUCUUCCAGCAAACGAUUAUGUCGUCUCUCUCAUGCUUUUACGUGAACAUAAACGUUUAGGUCACGCUGGGCCGCAAAACGUACUCUCAAAUUUCAGACUUAGAUUCUGGCCCUUAAAUGGCUUGCGCCAAAUUAAACGCUUAAUUAGGAAUUGCACAGUCUGUUUUCGAUUCAAUGCCCAGACAAAUCAGCAAAUUAUGGCUAGUCUCCCAAAAGAAAGAAUAACAAUUUCACGACCAUUUCAAAAAGUUGGUGUAGAUUUUGGUGGUCCUUUUUUCCUCAAAUCCUCAAGGCUUCGAAAAGCCAAUGUUAUUAAAGGUUACAUUGCUCUAUUCGUGUGUAUGUCCACAAAAGCCGUUCAUCUUGAGAUUGUCUCAAGUUUAUCUACUGAAGCCUUUCUAAUGACAUUUAAACGAUUUAUUUCUCGAAGAGGCAAUCCCACAGUUGUGUUCAGUGACAAUGCAACCAAUUUUGCAGGCGCAAGAAAUCAAUUAAGAGAACUGUACGAGUUUUUCCGAAUUGACAAACAAUAUGAUGCUUUGAAGACGUUUCUAACUCAAAACGAAACCGAAUGGAGGUUUAUUCCCCCUCGAUCUCCUCACUGGGGAGGAAUCUGGGAGUCCGCAAUUAAAAGCACAAAGUAUCACCUAUACCGAAUUAUGAAGAAUUCUCAGUUUACGUUUGAAGAGUUUAGUACUAUUCUUUGCCAGAUAGAAGCUAUUUUAAAUUCUCGGCCGCUUUGCUCUAUGUCUAACGAUCCCUCUGACUUCUCCUCAUUGACCCCUGGUCAUUUUUUAAUAGGUACGUCCCUAACGGCCUAUCCUGAAAAGGACUUAAAGAAAAUUCCCGAAAAUAGACUCUCUUUUUGGCAGAGAUGUUCACAGAUCCAACAAAUUUUUUGGAAACGGUGGACUGUGGAGUACCUAAAUCGUCUCCAAAAUCGACCAAAAUGGUUUCGGUCAUCCAAAAAUCUCGAAGUUAAUGAUUUGGUCCUCCUCAAAGAGGAUGAAACUCCCCCUCUUAAAUGGCCUCUAGCUAGAGUGACUGAGGUUAUGAAGGGUGCAGAUGGAAGAGUCAGGGUGGUUAAACUUAAAACUACUGACGGAUAUUAUACCAGACCUAUCACAAAGGUCUGUCCGCUACCCGAAGAAAACGUUCAAGUUUCUCUUACUAAAUCUGAUAAAUAA
Messenger RNA from Anthonomus grandis grandis, 4014 nucleotides. RefSeq lists its product as uncharacterized. Gene Ontology annotation, biological process: DNA integration. Gene Ontology annotation, molecular function: nucleic acid binding. The record is from RefSeq and is a predicted model, not a curated record. Lineage: Eukaryota; Metazoa; Arthropoda; Insecta; Coleoptera; Curculionidae. The coding region runs from base 1 to 4014 and encodes 1337 amino acids. The transcript is spliced from 3 exons.